Messenger RNA from Talaromyces marneffei, 861 nucleotides. RefSeq lists its product as uncharacterized. Bases 1 to 861 code for a protein of 286 amino acids. Lineage: Eukaryota; Fungi; Ascomycota; Eurotiomycetes; Eurotiales; Trichocomaceae. The transcript has 3 exons. Gene Ontology annotation, cellular component: mitochondrion; cytoplasm. Gene Ontology annotation, biological process: glutathione metabolic process; L-phenylalanine catabolic process. The record is from RefSeq and is a predicted model, not a curated record. Gene Ontology annotation, molecular function: glutathione transferase activity; maleylacetoacetate isomerase activity.
AUGUCUUCUGACCUGCCGACCUUCGAUCUAUAUACCUACUUCAGAUCUUCUUGCUCUGCACGAUUGCGUAUCGCGCUCAAUUUGUGGGGUAUACCCUAUAACCCCAUAUUUGUCCACUUGCUCAAGAAUGAGCAAUUCUCCGAGCAUCAUAAGGCACUCAAUCCAUCUUUGAGUGUGCCUGUCUUGGUCGCUCACCGCGCAUCAGAAGAUGAUAUAGUCAUUCCACAGUCGAUAGCUGCAUUGGAAUAUCUCGAGGAGACGAUCCGAUCAACAAAUCCCCAAAACCGAACAUUGCUCCCAAAUGAUCCCCGGUUGCGCUCCAUUACUCGGAGUCUAGUCUCGAUUAUUGCGUCCGAUGUACAACCCCUCACCAACUUGCGAAGUCAAAGAUGGAUCAAGGAGCUUGAAGCCGAUCCGAUUCCAUAUUGUCGCAAGGCAACAGAAGCUGGAUUCGCUGCAUAUGAAGCAUUAGCUUCCAAGGUAGCGGGAACGUUCAGUGUUGGGGACGAGGUAACGUUAGCGGACGUGUGUCUCGUCCCUGCCACAUGGAGCGCAGCGCGGUUUGGCGUUGAUAUUCAGAACUAUCCCACCAUCGCACGAGUUGUUGCCAGGAUGGAAGAAGAGGAUGCAGUCAAGAAAGCUCAUUGGAGAAACCAACCCGACACUCCGGAGGAGUUUAGUAGGAGCGAAUUGUUAAUAGCACUUGAUAGAGAAUCCCUACAUUUGCACCAAAAGUCGGACCAAGCUAUACCGAUGUCGGAAUUUGUUGAAAAUACGGUGUUGGGAAUGGCGGCUGGGUCAUUGGAAUGUUGGGUUUCCAGGUUCCGAUCGGAAUAUGCCUCUGUGCCAUGGAUGGAAUAG